AUGGGAAGUGGCCUAAAGUCUAGCGAGUUCUGUCACCUGUCCAUCGGCGGGGUGAUGGGAAGUGGCAUAAAAUCCGGCGAGUUGUGUCACCAGUCCAUCGGCGGGGCGAUCGGAAGCGGCUUAAAGUCCGGUGAGUUGUGUCACCAUUCUAUCGUCGGGGCGAUCGGAAGCGGCUUAAAGUCCGGCGAGUUGUGUCACCAGUCCAUCGGCGGGGUGAUGGGAAGCAGCUUAAAGUCCGGCGACUUGUGUUACCUGUCCACUGGCGCUGUGAUGGGGUCAUCGUCCUCGUCGUCGGCGGACGACGCGGCCGGGCUGGGGGUGCCCCGCGCCGGCGGCGUGGGCGGUCCCUCGUCCGAGCUGGACGUGGCCGGCGAGGGAGCGAAGUUCAGGUUGCCUGGAAAACGGGCGACGUUACCAGUACGGGACCCUUUUAAUAGGUGGCAG
Iphiclides podalirius (scarce swallowtail) is the source of this 444-nucleotide messenger RNA. NCBI's taxonomy places the organism in Eukaryota, Metazoa, Arthropoda, Insecta, Lepidoptera, Papilionidae. The record is from the annotation of a GenBank genome assembly.